Messenger RNA from Colletotrichum phormii, 732 nucleotides. RefSeq lists its product as uncharacterized. The annotation marks the transcript as partial. The transcript has a single exon. The record is from RefSeq and is a predicted model, not a curated record. NCBI's taxonomy places the organism in Eukaryota, Fungi, Ascomycota, Sordariomycetes, Glomerellales, Glomerellaceae.
CAUGAAUCCAACCCCUCCAAGUAUGUAUGUAGGUAUCCCUUGUGCCCUUCCCAUUUCCACUUGGAGCAACUUCUCCCAUUCCCACUUGGAGGAGGCACCCACGGCAUCGCAUCAAAACGGUAUGGAUACAGUAAGAAUAUCAUUGCCCCGCGCGAUCUGCGUGGGUUGCCUCACUCGCACACCCACGCAGGGUUGCCCGCAUAAGAAAAAAACAAUUUACCCACACACCUACGGAGUACGGGUACAUCAAAACCCUUCCAUUCCCUCUAGGCCCAUCCGAGGCGCCCCUCCAAGAACCAACCACCCACUGCUACAUGCCGUGCGUGGGUGCAACACUGCAACACUGCAACCCACAGCCCACCACACACAAAAAAUCUCACGAUGGGUUGAAAGGAGGGGCAGAAAUUCUGAACCAAAAAAAAAAAAAAACAAGAGGUCUUUGUGCUUGCUCCAUUGGAGUUGCUCCGGGCCCUUUCGGCUCCCAUCGUAAUAGACGUGAGAGACAGAGCCGCCCACGCGAGUCAACGGCGUUCCACGCGCCCAGACGCCUACCAAGAAAUACAAAUUUGUUCCAUCCACCAGAAAAUAUCCCGCCCAAUGCCACCCCUCCUUGUCUCGCUCUCUUCUAUAAUAAUGAGUCAUGAUGCAGAACCGUCGUGAGGGUAGAGAAAUCGUGAGAAGCCAUAUGAUGCCAUGCAAAGUCAGCUACACCGCCCCCCCCCCCCCCCCCCC